Messenger RNA from Neohortaea acidophila, 996 nucleotides. RefSeq lists its product as uncharacterized. NCBI's taxonomy places the organism in Eukaryota, Fungi, Ascomycota, Dothideomycetes, Mycosphaerellales, Teratosphaeriaceae. Gene Ontology annotation, molecular function: arylformamidase activity. The transcript has 5 exons. Bases 1 to 996 code for a protein of 331 amino acids. The record is from RefSeq and is a predicted model, not a curated record.
AUGUCGAAAGCCAAGACCUUUGCGGAACUGCCCAAAUGGGAGGAGCUCGAGAAUAAGUUGCGCUUCUGGCCUGCGGAGCCUGGCAGCAAGGAGGAGGGCUUGGGCAUGCUCAGGUAUUUGACUCCAGAGCAUGUUGCAGAAGUGGCGAAGAAUGAGAUCAAGUCUGGCGAUCGUGUCUGCCUCAACUGGUCGAUGUUGAAGUUGGAAACCCCGGUACCAGGCUUCAAUCGAUUCGCAUGCGAGCACGAGAUUGUGCCCAUUCCCAACUACGAGGGAAUCGCAUGGGACGACAUCUGGCGCUUCAACCCCCAGGCCUCCUCGCAGUGGGAUGGUUUCCGCCACUUUAGCGCCGAAAUCGACGAUGGUACCCGCCGGUGGUAUGGCGGCACGACCUCUGACGAGAUUAGCAAGAUGGAGAGCGACCGGAUUGGCAUUGGCCACUGGGCGCAGGACGGGAUUGCUGCUCGUGGUAUCUUGAUUGAUUACGUGUCUUAUUGCGAGAAGAAGGGACAAGAAAUCAACGGCAUGAACGGCCACGCCAUCACGCUCGAAGAAGUCCACGAGAUCGCCAAGGAGUGCAACAUUGAAUUCAAGCACGGCGACAUCUUCUUCCUGCGCUGCGGCUUCACCAAGACCUGGGAAUCCAUCAGCCUCGACCAGAAGAAGGAGUACCGCGCCCUGACGCAAGCGCACAAGCACCGGCACACGGGUCUUAUCCAGAGCGAGGCCGUGGCCAAGUUCAUGUGGGACAACCACAUUGUCGCUGUUGCUGGCGACGGCGUCUCAUUCGAAGUGCGUCCCAACCGCAACAACGAGUGGUCCAUGCACAACUACUGCCUUGCCGGCUGGGGUGUUCCCAUUGGCGAGAUGUUCGACCUCGAGCGCCUGGCCGAGCUGUGCAAGAAGCUCAACCGAUGGACGUUCUUCGUCACCUCGAGCCCGCUCAACCACCCGCGCGCCGUGUCGUCUCCGCCCAACAUCAUGGCACUCUUCUAG